AUGGCCAUCUUAGAAGAGAAUCUGUCUAUGUUGGAGGAAACAUACGAGGGAACGGAUUUGCACCUAGCCUCAAAGCUAGGGUACGAGGUACAUGCAAAGAGCAUGAUCGAGCUCCGUAAUGCCUUAAUCAGUUCCAUCAACUCCAAAGGUGACACUCCUCUUCAUCUUGCUGCUAGCUUGGGACACACCAGCAUCUUGAUUUGGAUGUUAGAGUCCAUAGAAUUGCAUAACGCAUGCGAGACAAAAGCCCUAGAAGUUCCAAAACUUUCAGAAAUGAGGAAUAAUGAUGGCUUGACACCUCUGCAUUGUGCGGCAAUGAAUGGUUCAGUUGAAAUCCUUAGGGUAUUUCUCGAUAAGUUUCCCUCUUCUUUCUACUCAGUCACAUUAGAAAAGAAAGAGACUGUGUUUCAUGUAGCUGCAAGACAUAAGAAGGACGAAGCCUUCAUCUUCAUGGCAAAGAGUGACAAGUUAGGUCAACUUCUCUACCAGCUCGAUGUAGAGGGCAACACUGUGCUUCACGCUGCAGCCUCUGUAGGCUCUAUUGACCUGGUAAAAUAUAUAAUAAAGGAAACAGAAGUAAAAGUCACCACCAAGAACAAGAAGGGUUUUGUAGCGGUUGACCUUCUCAACAAAGAUGAUGGAGAUUUCCUUCAGCUAUUUACCGCUCUGAUGAUGUGUGAUCUGGAAAUAGUAAUUGAACGCCCACCGAGUCCUAGAGAAAUGGGAAAUUUUGAUAGCCAAGAAGUCGAUGACUUGAAGCUCCAGAAGGAAAUUGUAAGAGUUAAAAGUAGUCCAAACAAAAAAUUUGAGAUGCAAUUGGAGGCUUUGCAAAGCGCUAGGAAUACUCUCACCAUUGUCGCGGUCUUGAUUGCAUCGGUUACUUUUACAUGCGGUAUAAACCCACCUGGUGGGGUCUAUCAAGAAACAUCUUCCAUAGGGAAAUCAACUGCGGCAAGAACCUUAGCUUACAUGAUCUUCACGAUAAGCAAUAGCAUCGCUUUGUUUACAUCAGUGAGUAUGGUCGUUCUUCUCGUCAGCAUUAUACCAUACAAACAGGAAUCACUUUUGAAAUUCUUAAUUAUAGCUCAUAGGAUGAUGUGGGUGGCUGUUGGAGCCAUGGCAAGUGCUUAUGUCUCUGCAACAUCGGUAAUUUUACCUAAUUUUGGAGAAACCAAAUGGUUACUCUAUGCCACUCUUGCUAUCGCUAGCUUGACGCUAGGAGUUAUGUUUGUUUAUCUACAUUGCAAGCUGGCUAAAUGUCAUAAAAGGAAGGUUCAUCUUCUUGGCCGCUUGACUACCCCACCAGUACGCAAUAGGUACGUAGACAUGGCCGCUAAUAUCGAAAAAGGCUACUAUAGUUUAUCAUGA
This is a messenger RNA of Eutrema salsugineum, 1368 nucleotides long. Its product is annotated as ankyrin repeat-containing protein NPR4. Gene Ontology annotation, cellular component: plasma membrane. Bases 1 to 1368 code for a protein of 455 amino acids. The record is from RefSeq and is a predicted model, not a curated record. Lineage: Eukaryota; Viridiplantae; Streptophyta; Magnoliopsida; Brassicales; Brassicaceae. The transcript has 2 exons. Gene Ontology annotation, molecular function: protein phosphatase regulator activity; protein phosphatase 1 binding.